AUGGCUACAACAAUUACUAACGGUCGCCCAAACGCGAUGCGGACUCGAAAUAUGGCUCUCGCCAGUAUGGUCGCUGUCGUCACAUCAGGGUGGCUACUCUUCCGUGCGCAGUCCCCGAAUAGCAAAGAUGUUUUGUACAGCGAGAAGGAGAAGAAUAUGAUGCAGGGCAAGACAGGGUCAAGUGCUGUUGGACGGGCGCCUUCACAGGAGAGGGCGGCGAAGUCUUAA
This is a messenger RNA of Penicillium maclennaniae, 228 nucleotides long. RefSeq lists its product as uncharacterized. Lineage: Eukaryota; Fungi; Ascomycota; Eurotiomycetes; Eurotiales; Aspergillaceae. The record is from RefSeq and is a predicted model, not a curated record. Bases 1 to 228 code for a protein of 75 amino acids. The transcript has 2 exons.